CAUUUCUCUUCUUUGUCUACUUUCUUUCUGGCUCAUCUCUUUAGUCUCUUUUUCUUGGUUAAUAAUUCUCUUUGAUUCUUUAACACCCGCCGUUUGUUUUAAAAGAUAUUAAUUCCUGCCAAGUUUUUCGCAUUGUUUGUUUUCUCUGAUAAUGAAGGAGAAUAUGGAAAAUCCUCUCCAUCUCAAGUCCUUGAAUCACAUCUCUCUUCUGUGCAGAUCACUCGAGGAAUCCAUUGAGUUCUAUCAGAACAUUCUUGGGUUUGUGCCAAUUAGGAGGCCUGGGUCUUUUGAUUUUGAUGGAGCUUGGCUAUUUGGCUAUGGAAUUGGAAUUCAUCUUCUGCAAUCAGAAGAUCCAGAGAAGAUGCCAAAGAAAAGUAGUAUUAAUCCCAAAGACAAUCAUAUCUCUUUCCAGUGUGAGAGCAUGGGAGCAGUGGAGAAGAAUUUGAAGGACAUGGAAAUCAAGUACGCGAGAUCCAUGGUGGAGGAAGGUGGAAUCCGUGUGGACCAACUGUUCUUUCACGACCCAGAUGGGUUCAUGAUUGAGAUAUGCAACUGUGAUAAUCUUCCUGUGGUCCCUCUAGCUGGAGAGAUUGCAAGAACAUGCUCACUUGUGAAUCUGCCAAUACUGCAGCAUAACAAGCAGCAGAUCCAGCACCAGUUGGUUCAGCAGUAG
Manihot esculenta (cassava) is the source of this 673-nucleotide messenger RNA. RefSeq names its product metallothiol transferase FosB. The coding region runs from base 152 to 673 and encodes 173 amino acids. The transcript has 3 exons. Lineage: Eukaryota; Viridiplantae; Streptophyta; Magnoliopsida; Malpighiales; Euphorbiaceae. The record is from RefSeq and is a predicted model, not a curated record.